Molecule: messenger RNA, 5346 nt
Organism: Sugiyamaella lignohabitans
Lineage: Eukaryota; Fungi; Ascomycota; Dipodascomycetes; Dipodascales; Trichomonascaceae
Product: gag-pol fusion protein
Exons: 1
Coding region: 1-5346 (1781 amino acids)
Biological process (GO): DNA integration
Molecular function (GO): nucleic acid binding
Source: RefSeq, a predicted model, not a curated record
AUGAGUCCCAAUACUGCUUCCUCUGCAACUGGCAACGCUGGUCGUAUGCCAGAGAUGACGGAGCGCAACUCCCGCUCUACUCGGAACCCUCAUCCCCAGUAUACCUCUUCUCGUCGUAACGUUAGCCCCACUCCGGACAACCUUCGUCAGCCUGCUGAUGAUCAGUCAUCUUCUCAACCUCCAGCUACUGCAGAAGCUCCUGUUGAACCUGUGACUGCCCCAUCUCUUUCUGACAAUAUUCCUGGAUCAUUCCCCGCCGCUCCUCAGACUGUGGUUCCAGCUGUAUCUUAUCCUGAUCUCAGCCAAACCCCUUUCCCUCGGCCCCUCAAUGUUCUUGAUUAUAUCUCUUACCCGCCUCGUUCCACUUCGGAUUCAUCUUCGGUUCCCAUUACCGCUUCAGUUCCUACUGUUCCUUCCACUUCGGAUUCUUCGGUUCCCAUUACCACUUCAGUCCCUACUGUUCCUUCCACUUCGGAUUCUUCGGUUCACACUACCACCUCAGCUCCCACUUCAGUUCACACUGAUGUUUCACAUACUUUUUCCUCUUCUGGUCCCCCCGGUCCCUCUGGUCCCCCUGGUCCCCCUGGUCCUCCUGGUCCUCCUGGUCCUUCCCCCCCAUUUGGCCCCCCCAGUCCACCUCACUCUUCUGACUCUUCUGGUGCUCACGGUCAUUCUCUUUCACACUCUGCAUUACCUAAGCCAUCUCAGUCUUUGUCUGUUCCACAGCAGUUUUAUAGUACUGGUGACUUGCUUAAGAUUCCCCUUCCCCGUCCCUGGAAUGGUGAUAUUAAUACUCUGUCACGUUAUAUUUCUGCUUAUCGUCAACAUUUUCAGUCAUUGCCUAUCCCAUCUGGUCUUAGUAUGCAGAUCCUUCUUCGUUCAGUCCCUGAAGCCACCGCUCAACUAUGGCUUCAGCAACCCCCUGAUUCUCCAGCUCGCUUGACUCCUGAAGGUUUUUUCACUUUUUUGACUAAUCUCUAUCAUAUUUCUCCCCGACAUGUUCUUAAGGCACGUGAGUCUGAACUCCGCAAUCUACGUUGUUCUUCUUUGUCACAAGUUCCUACUUACAACACGACUCACCGCGCAUUAUCUUCUGAGCUUGGUUGGAAUGAGAGUCAACGGAUUGAUGGCUACCUUGCUGGGUUUACUCAACCUGACUUGGUUCGUCACACCGAUGAUGUCGAUCCCGAGUAUGAUUAUGAUCAACUUCAGCGUCACUUCCAAGCGUUCGCUUUGCGUCUUUAUGACAAACGUCGUACUGACACCUCUUCCAAUGCCAAUAACAAUGGUUCUCGUUCUUCUGCUUCACGCUCUGCAUCUCGCAAACUCUCUUCUGAAGAGAGACGACGUCGCGAAAAAGAGAAGCUUUGCCUUUAUUGCGCAUCUCCAGACCAUGCUGUUGCACAGUGUUCUGUUAAGCCUGUGUCUAAUUCCUCGUCUUUCCAGCCUUCUUCCUUUCCUAAAUCUUCGUCAAAAUCUUCUGGUUCUACUUCUCGUUCCAAGGUUGUUACUCCUUCUUCUCGUGUUCACAUGAUCACAGUGAAAACUGAGCCUGUUGAAUCCGCUUCUUCGGAUUUCCCCGAUUCAUUCCAGGAACAAGCUCUUUCAGACCAUGAUCUCUCCGAUCUUAAUGAAGAUGAUUUUAUCGAUUCUCCCUCUUCUGGUUCCUCCAGUUCCGCCACUUCCAAUUCUUCCACUCUUCAAUCUAAUGCCUUUUACUUAUCCCACUUGAUGUUCGCAGAAGUUCCUGCUUGUGUUCCCCAUGAGUUUCAAGAAGUCUCUUUUGGCCCGAUUACUGGAUCUGAGACAUCUGUUCAAGCACAUGUUGAUACUGGUGCACAAUCUAGUCUUAUUGAUUAUGAUUUCGCAGCUCGCCAUAAUCUUGGUGUUAUCUCUGCCGAUCUUGAUCUCUAUGCCUAUAAUGCAACUGCCCCUUUUGCUCGAACUCAUUUUCAGGUUCCGUUAACUAUCAAUUGGCAAGGUAGAUUUUAUCGUGUUAAGUUUGUGGUUGUUCCUAACUGCCCAUAUCCCUUGGUACUUGGUGCAGGGUUUCUUAAAUUCCCUUUCGAAUUUAAUCUUUUCCAACCCCAUCCACUUCAGCCAUUACCUCCCCGCGCUGUCACUCCUACUUGUGGUCCCUUCAUGCCACAAGCUCCUGUACCUUCUCAACCCGCUUCGUUUGCUUCCUGUCGGUCUUCUUACAAACCGCCUCGUUAUCAAAACAAACGUAGUUAUAAGUCCAAACACCGUAGAUCCCCUCACAAGUCUACUCCUACUUCCCGGAUUUACUUGGUUACUACUGUUGAAAACGUCGAUCCCCCUUCUUUUAUUCCUUCUCGGAUUCUUAAGGUCUUUGAUACUGUCCCCACUUCUUUGCCCCCUCAUCGAUCUGAAUUUGAUAUGAAAAUUGACAUUCUUCCUGAUGCGGCACUACGCAAAGCUCGUGUUUACCCUUUGAGCCCUCCUCAAGAAGCUCUUUUGACAGAAUAUCUUGAUUCCUAUCUUUCCAAAGGCUAUAUUCGACCUUCAACCUCUUCCAUCGCGUCUCCUGUCUUCUUUGUUCCUAAAAAUAAUGGUUCGUUUCGUUUAGUUGUUGAUUAUCGUCGUCUCAAUUCUGUUACGGUUACCAAUUCUUAUCCAUUACCUAACAUUGAUGAAAUCAUAUCCCGUAUUCGUUCCGGUUCUAUUUUUUCAAAGCUCGAUUUAAAAGAUGCCUUCCACCUUCUUCGUGUUGCUGAUUCUGACAUUUGGAAAACUGCCUUUGUUACUCCUAAAGGCUUAUUCGAAUGGACUGUAAUGCCUUUUGGUCUUAAAAACGCUCCCAGUACUUUUCAAUAUUAUGUCAAUAGUCUAUUAGCAGAAUAUAUUGGUUCUUGUUGCUAUGUUUAUCUGGAUGAUAUAAUUAUCUUUAGUCCUGAUAAAGUUUGUCACCGCCAACACAUAGUACAAAUUCUAACUACUCUGUUCAAGAAUCAUCUUCGCAUCAACCUGCCUAAAUGCCAAUUCUUUGCUUCCUCUUUGGAUUUCCUUGGCUUUACGCUUACUUCCACUGGUGUUUCCCCCUUUGCCUCCAAGGUUCAAACUAUUUCCACCUGGCCCAUCCCCAACUCUUCUAAAUCUGUCCGUUCUUUUCUCGGCUUUUGCAACUUCUACCGGCGCUUUCUUCCUAAUUAUGCUCUCCAUUCACAACCCCUAAACGAAUUAACCUCGUCUAAGACUCCCUUUGUGUGGACUUCUCAGCAUCUUAAUGCCUUUAAUACUAUCAAAGCUUUGUUUGUCCAAGAUAAUUUUCUUGCGCAUUUUGAUCCAAGUAAGCCCAUUCAUAUCAAUACGGACGCCUCUCGUUUAGCUGUUGGAGCAGUACUUUAUCAAGAUACCUCUCGUCCCGUCGCCUUUUUUAGCAAAACGCUCUCGUCUCCCCAAAAGAAUUACAAAACGUAUGAUUUAGAACUUCUUGCCAUCGUCCUUGCGCUUCAACAUUGGAGUCACUAUCUCCUUGGUUAUCAUUUCACUGUCCAUACUGAUCAUAGUGCGCUUCUUCAUCUCAAAGAAGCUACUAUCAUUACUCCUCGGUAUGCCAACUGGCUUGAGAUCCUAUCACCUUUUGACUUUCAACUUGUUCAUGUUAAAGGCCACCAGAAUAUUCCCGCCGAUAUUCUCUCCCGGUUACCUGAUCUCAACUCUUCCUCUUCAACCCCACCUCUUCGGUUACCUAUUCUCCUCAGUAACUCUGAUGAUUCCUUAUCUCCUAAUAAGUCGAUCAUCGCUUCCAUCUCUUCUCACGCCCCUUCUCGGUCUCCUUCUCCCACUGAGUUCUCUGCGUUUUCACACCCCUUGACUUCUUACCCCGAGUUGUCAACCGCUCUUAUCGCUGCUUAUAACAGCGCACCCAAUCUUCCCCUCACAACUAACCAUCACUGGACUACUCAUGAUCAAUUCAUUUAUUAUCGAGAACGUCUUUUUGUUCCGCCUCAUGCUACGAGUCUCAUCAAUGAUAUUAUUCGUCUUUUUCAUGAUCUUCCGUCCAGCGGACACCUUGGUUACCGCAAAACUUUUGACCUUCUUUCUCGUUACUUUUAUUGGCCCCAGAUGACUUCGUCGGUCCAUCACUACGUGAAAAACUGCCACCUCUGUCAGGUUAGCAAACCAAAAAAUCGUCCACCUCUUGGUCAGUUAAUCUCCUUACCGAUCCCUGAACGCCCUUGGCAAUCCCUGUCCAUGGAUCAUAUCACCAAUCUUCCCACUGGUCCUAACCAACCCUAUGAUGCUAUCCUUGUUAUCGUCUGUCGUCUCACCAAGAUGCUUCAUCUAAUUCGUUGUUCUACCACAGAUACGGCAUCCUACCUCAUCGCCCAUCUUCAACUGAAUAUUUUUCGCCUUCAUGGUUAUCCGGACUUCAUCACUUCAGAUAAUGGUUCUACCUUUAAAUCUGACAAGUUCAAAACUUUUUGUCAUAACUCCGGCAUCAAGUUACACUUCACUUCUCCUCUUCACCCCGCUGGCAAUGGUCAAGUUGAACGCUUCAAUCAGUUUGUUUCUAACUACAUCAAGUCGUUCACCUCUGCUACUCCACAUUCCUGGUCCACCAACCUUUCAGAUGCUGAAUUUGCCUUCAACAACUCAGUUUCUUCUGCUACUGGUUUUACUCCCUUCUACGCCAACUAUGGUUUUCAUCCUCGCGUUCCUUUCGCCCCUCCUUCAACUCUCCCCCUUACUCCUCGCCAUCCUAUUGAGUCCUCUCAACACCUUUCCCGUACCCACCUUACUCUCUCUCGGCACCUUGCUAAAGCUCAGCAGAACUACGCGAAACACUACAAUCGCCAUCAUCUCCAGUAUACUUUCAAUGUUGGUGAUCUUGUUCUCGUCAGUUCUUCCCGCUUUCAACUCCAAGGUCAACGGAAAACUCUACCUCGUUUUCUCGGUCCCUUUGCUGUCUCCGAAGUUGUUAACCCUACUUCUUAUCGUCUUCAGCUUCCUCCUACUCUUAAAACCCACGAUGUUUUUCACAUUUCUCACUUGUCCCCUUAUCAUUCACUUCACGAUCCUUCCAUCAACAUCCUUCAUCUCACUGUUGGUGACUUCUCGUUUCCUAUCGACAAGAUCGUGGAUCAUCACAUCCAACCCGACCAACUUUACUUCCUCGUUCGUUUCAAACACGCCACCACUCGGGCUCACAAACAUGAACAUUGGAUUCCCCUUUCCAGCUUUGGUCGAGAUCACUACCCUCUCCUUCGCGCUUAUGCUUCCAAGUGUCGUUCUCCAGAGUCUACCAAUCUUCUCUCGCGACUCGCUACGCUCGUCGCUUCGGAGGGAGGAGAUACUGUCACGAUUCCGGCUUCCCAAUAG